Messenger RNA from Pygocentrus nattereri (red-bellied piranha), 3332 nucleotides. It is a transcript of the gene ensab, whose product is annotated as endosulfine alpha b. NCBI's taxonomy places the organism in Eukaryota, Metazoa, Chordata, Actinopteri, Characiformes, Serrasalmidae. The record is from RefSeq and is a predicted model, not a curated record. Bases 133 to 486 code for a protein of 117 amino acids. Gene Ontology annotation, molecular function: protein phosphatase inhibitor activity. Gene Ontology annotation, cellular component: cytoplasm. The transcript is spliced from 3 exons.
AAGAGCUGAGGCUAGUUCCUCUCUGGCGUUAGCGCACAUAGAGUCCGUGGGCGGGCGAACCAGGCUGGAAACGCUGCGAUUAUCCCUCGCAGAGCUCGCGUUUUUAUUUCUUUCUGUCAAGGUCGACCAGCAAUGUCAUCGGUUAACCAGGAUACCGAGACAUUAUCGGAGCAGUGUGGUGAGACACAGGAAUCUCAGGACCCUAACUCAAAUCCUGUAAAGACAGAGGAGGCCAAACUAAAAGCCAAGUAUCCCAACUUAGGCCAAAAGCCAGGAGGAUCAGACUUCUUGAUGAAAAGACUUCAGAAAGGACAAAAGUACUUUGAUUCAGGGGACUACAACAUGGCCAAGGCAAAGAUGAAGAACAAGCAGUUGCCAGCAGCGACUGGUCCAGAAAAGAAUAUCGUCACCGGAGACCACAUUCCAACUCCGCAAGACUUGCCGCAGAGAAAGUCCUCUUUAGUCACAAGCAAACUGGUUGGCUAAUCACUACCUCAGGUCUUGAGUGACCCCGUCCCCAACCUUCUCUCCUCAGCUUCCAAGCUCCACCGGGGUUAGUUGCUCACUCUUUGCUUUAUAUUUGGGGUUGUAAGACUUAGGUUAACCUCCUCUUCCAUCUCAACAGCUCUAGCCUGAUCCACCACCCUCUGCCCCCCUCACUGACCCAGCCCCACACAUCUGGGUAGGGAGCAAUCAGUUCAGUGAAGGGCCAGUCAAGGUGAGCGGCCUCUCUGGACUAUAAUGCACUUUAUGAUCUACUUACCCUCUACAUGAAUGAGAUCAAACUCUUUGUUCAAAACCGUGGAGGCUACAGAAAUUCUAGUUAGAUGCCUAAUCAGUAUACCAAUGUCAUUUACAAGUUCAUGGAGGUGAUUCUCUUUGUUCUUUGUUAUAAUCAGCUUACGAUUGUUUUGUAAUAGCUUGUAGAAAUCAUGUAGAUUUGGCACCCAAUGCAUGUUGGCAACCUCUGUAAUUGUUCAUUCUGAUCUGAUGAUACAAUGUUUGCGCUUUUACAAUUUUAAGUUACUAACAUCAAUCUGCACAUCAGCGGGCUAAAGAUAUUAUGAGAGUAGAGCAAAAUGUAUAUUUAUGUGCCAUGAUAAUCAAAAGUGCUUAAAUUAAGGAACUGACCCAGCACAAACUUGAAUAUGUUCCUGAAGCUUCAGGGCACCUGAUUUCACAUGGUUUAGCAAAACCAUGUAGCCUUGUACUGAAUGGAUAUGUGGAAUAGCUCAGGCUCAUUUAGCUUGGGCAUUAAUAUACUUAUUGACUAUAAAUGCUAUUGUAAAUUAUAAUUAUUUUUUUCUUUGUAGUAUGGAACAGGCCAGGAAUUGACAACAAAGUAGUUAUAUGUUGAACCGAGAAACCAAGAGGCUACACAGGCAGGAUGAGAAAUUUUAUGUGACGAUUUUGAGUAAUUACCUGAAUGGCUGUACCCAGCUAAGAAUUGUCUGCAUAAAACUCGUUAUCCUGGCGCUUACACGUGUAGAUUUAAAACCAGGGGUAAGUUAAAUGACAGAGGAGAUUUUUUUUAAGCUGUAACCUAGCUUUUGCUCUAUGGGACACCAAAGUCUGAGUUCAGAUCUUGUUGAAAGAAAUCUUAGGUUGGACUUAAUUAGAUACUAAAAUACGCCUAAACCAGAUGGCAGGAUAUUAUUCCCUUAACUCUUAUUAUAUUACAUUCCCUUAACUCUAGUUUCAAACCCUCUUUGAAUCAUUUCUCACAUAUAGACUGUGGGCAUGGGUGGGGUAAAUCAUCAAGUAAUCUUCAAGAACAUAAGAUCUAAUUGUACAUGCAUUCAGUAUAUAUUCAGGGAAGAACACACUUUAACAGCAUAGUUAUAUUCAUCAUCUGCAUAAUAAGUGGGAUUCUUUGUAAAAGUCUCAUGCUCCUCACACCCACAAGAAAGGCGAUGAAUGUUAUAAUUGUCAUACGUGUGUUGAUGCUGUUAAUGUGGUGGAGGAAGGAAACUUGCGGGAUGAAAGGUACGCUUUCUUGAGUGAUUGUUCAAGUCUGAAUGUUGUGUUUAUUUGAAUAAUGUACAUUGUUACCAUAUCCUCUAUUAGCUGCUCCCAAAUUGUAAAUAGACAGUGCUUUUAUUUUAAUAUUUGUAAUUUGGGACCCGCAUUAAAUGCAUGUGCCCUUUGCUGAUCACUCUGUAUGUCUGUCAACUUUUUUUUUUGCCCCCAUUGAUAUAAAAGGUAUCACUUCAUGUUACCUUAUUAUACUGCACUGCACUGACCUCAUAUUUACAUUUUUAUUGCAUAAUUUCCAUUGAUGUGAAAUCUGCCCAUCACAUAAUGGUCUGAACUACCUUGCAAAAAAUGUUGAAAGUACCUAAAUUGCAAAGUAUCAAUAUUGCAGUUUUGCUGAACUGGAAAUCUGUAGUUUAGGGCAUACAUAUAACCAAUAUUAAUAAUGAUUUUAUCCUGGGCAGGCUUGUGGUGUAACAAGUCCAGUUUCUCCAACUACAUUGUGGCCAUGAUCCAAAAAUACACAUAUAGAAAUUUCUGUUUGUUUUCUGUACACAAAUGUGAUCAAUUUUGAUCAUUUUUAUUAUGUAUUUUCAUGGCACCUUGUUUUCUGUGGGGCCCUUCUUGAACAUGUCAGUGUUUUGUUUUUAUCUCAUAACCAUGUUUAUUCUUUUUUUGCAGUUUACUAGAUGUGUGCUUUCCUCUGUAAAAUGUUCUUUUGUUAAUAAGAAUAUUUGUAAUGUUUUUGUUUUGUUGAAGAAAAGGUUGCGUUACAGAUGUAAGGCAUAGUCUCUUGACUAAGGAAAAAUUCCAGGUGGUGUAUAUUAUCAUUAUUAUUAUGACAAACAGUUCAUAUCUCUAAUCUGGUUUCAUAGCAUUUUAUUUUAUUUUCAUUUGUGUGGGAAUUUUCUAGGAAAUGGCCAUGGAAUUUUCUUUGGGAAAAACUGCUUUUAGAAAUAAGAACUCACAUGCAAAUAUUUCAUCUGAUUUGUUAGAACCUCUUAAUGCUUCUGAACAUAGAACUUCACCUCACUGCAGCUUUAAUGUGAAUUGCCUCUCACACUGCUUGGACAUUUUGGAGUACCAAUACUGAUGUUAACUUUGAGUGUCAGUGUAUUCAGUGCUUUACAUGCACAAAAAGACAUGCAUGCACCAUAUGCCUGUGUGUUUAUGAUUUAAGAAGACUGCACAUGAUUUUAGGUUUACUCUUGAUGAAUUAACAGAAUUAAAAGAAAAGAGACAAGUGAUGAGGUGUGGAAAAGUGUCACAAACUAAUGAAAUUAAACAGGUUCUGAAAGGUGGGUGAAGAAAUGAACAUUUUUUGCCUGAAUCUGAAAUAAAGUUUUACAUUGACAUGA